Molecule: messenger RNA, 2765 nt
Organism: Linum tenue
Lineage: Eukaryota; Viridiplantae; Streptophyta; Magnoliopsida; Malpighiales; Linaceae
Source: the annotation of a GenBank genome assembly
UUUCCAUUGAAUGUUUCCAUUAAAAACAGACAGGCGAUAUUACGAACUUGAAACAUCAAAAACUUCUCCACAGAAACAGCGGAGUGUCAGUAGCAACCUGGUCAGUGUGGAUCAUGACAGAGUCUUGAGAUGCCAUCGAUUUUAUCUUAUAUCUCUGAUGCAAUUGAUUAUGUACAGCCAGAGAAGCCCUGGAACAGUCGAGAGAUUCAUUAGUCAAACCAGCAACUCCUCAAACCUCAAUGGUUCAUAUGUGUUUUGGUAAGGUGACCCAGCUAGAAUCAACAGAAAUACACAUGAGAAAAAUCCACCAAAACUCGAUCAACAGUUGCGAUGCAGUCCGUUGUCAAAAAAGCCACAGAAACGAAAUAUUACUGAAACUCCCUAAGCCACAGAAGAAUCCACCAAAACUCGAUUUCACAUUACCCGCCUUCCUAAAAUUCCAAUUCUGCAGGACAUAGCCCUCGCCCAUUUCCAUCAAACGAGAGAAGCUGACAAAUUUAGCUGAUAUGAAAUUGGCGCAGAAAGAAAGAGAAGGAGAAGGUCAGUUACCCCCAGACUGCGCGGACAGGAAAUGGAAAAAAAUCCCCGGAGUUCUCUCUGCCGGAAAAAAAUGAAUUUGACGCUCCGGCGGAGCUAUAUAAAGUAUAAUCCAAAGCCCAAAUAGCACCAUGUCCAUGGAUUCGCUCUUCGGGCCUGGGAUGGAAAGACGAAUAACUUUGCAGUGGAUCCAACCAGGCCCAUUUUCAUAUCAGAUAAGGGCCUCGGGAGGUGGAAUAAUAUCCAUCCGCAUCGCCAAUUCUAAGCGCCUUGAGAUCGAGAUGAAGACAAACAAAUAUCAUUCAUUCAAGUGGGAAAUAAAAUAAUGUUCUGCAGAAAGAAAUGGAGAGAGAGACACACAACAACACAAGUGGACGCCAAGUCAGGGGCUAGUAAGCAAAUGGCCGGCUCAAAUGGAAAACAAGAGCAACUUUUUUUAAUUAAUUGAAAAGGUGAAAACAGAGGAAAAAUAUACGUGGGAAAUUACUCUGGAAGUUGGAUGAGAAAUGGGAAGGGAAGUAGUAGAGUGUGGGAUAGGAGAUGAGAUGAGAUGAGGAAAGAGUGAUGGAGACAGGCAGGGCCAUUCUCACCAAAUGCGUCACUUUUAUAGCAAAGGACCAUUCUUUCCCAAUCCAAAUCUCAAUCCCAUUCAGCAGCAGCAAUUCAUCAACCAUAUGUAUUAUUGGGUUGUAGAUAAUGAGAUGAAAGGAUACCCAUUUUGAACCUCCUCCUUCCCUCAGCCAUGGCGGAUGUUACUAGGCACCAAACCUCCUUCCUUCCUUCGUUUCCCACUGCCCACUAGACUAGCUUCACAGAUAUUUCCCCACAAUAUCCCAUUCCCACUCCAUUUCCUUGGAAUUGGUGAUGCUUCCUCCUGAUCUGGAUUGUCUCUUUCUCCCUCAGCUCUAGUGAGAGAUACCAUUUAUCAUCAGCUCCUCUUCCCCCCCUUUGUCAUCUCUCUGGCCUUCCGUUGGUCACUCACUGCAACUUCUUGGUUUUUGAGGGAGGCCCAAGAGAAAGAAAUGGCUGCUGUUGCUGCAACUUUCGUUGCCAGUUCUGGGCUUCACUCUGCUACCAACGCCAGAGCUGUUGACAAUCUCCCCUUGGCUUUCGGCUUCGGCGCCACUCCUGCCACUUCUCCCCUUUCCUUCAAUCAAAUUGGUGGUAAUUCUAGUACCAAAAGAAGAUUGUUGUGUUCUUCUAGGACCCUCAUCAUUCCCCGAGCUUCAACCACAGCAGUUGAGGUGGGCAGCUGUUGUUGGUGUGGAUUUUGCCUUUUUGGGUCUCAUGGUUUUGCUAACACACUUGAUACUUCUAUGAUGGAACAGGAUGGUAGUUUCAACGGCACCGAUACAGUCCCCACUCCGAAGGUCAUAAUUGACCAGGACUCUGAUCCUGAUGCAACCGUUGUGGAGAUCACCUUUGGGGAUCGCCUUGGGGCUCUUCUUGACACGAUGAGUGCUCUUAAGAACCUGGGCCUCAAUGUUGUUAAAGCUAAUGUCUUCCUAGAUGCUUCUGGGAAACACAACAAAUUUGCCAUAACAAAAGCGAGCACCGGCAGAAAAGUUGAUGAUCCAGAGCUGCUUGAGGCAAUUCGCUUGACAAUUAUCAACAACCUUCUUGAGUACCAUCCGGAAUCAAGUUCCCAGCUUGCAAUGGGGGCUGCCUUUGGUGUAGAACCGCCUCAACAACAGAUUGACGUGGAUAUAGCAACGCACAUAACCAUUUCUGAGGACAGUCCAGAACGAAGCUUACUUUAUGUGGAGACAGCUGAUCGCCCUGGAUUGUUGGUCGAUCUUGUAAAGAUCAUCUCUGAUAUUAACAUUACUGUAGAAUCUGGAGAGUUCGACACAGAGGGCUUACUUGCUAAGGCAAAGUUCCAUGUGAGCUACAAGGGCAAAGCUACCAUCAAGCCCCUCCAACAGGUCUUAAGUAACAGCCUCCGAUAUUUUCUGAGGCGGCCUUCAACUGCGGACUCUAGCUAUUGAGCCAUUCCAAAUCUGAGUGACCAUAGAUUUUUAUCCUCUUCCCUUUUUCUUUGUUAAGAAUACUUUUUCAUCUCCCCUCGCUCUUUCAAUUUGCGAUUCAUUCCCAGCUCCAGUGGGGACAAAUUGUAAAAUCCUUAAUAUAUAGAAAAACGUGAAAAGGAGUCUCUCAACUCAGGCUUGUGAAGCUAGGAUACAUCUGAUCUUAUGGACUUUUUUUAUCUGAACAGCACCUCGACCCAA